GUCACGUGCGGCGUCGGCAGCCAUGGCGGGAAGCGAGCCGCGCAGCGGAGGCGUCACCCGUCAGCCUCACCACAGCGACUGGGGCCGCCUGGAGGCUGCCUUCCUCAGCGGCUGGAGGAACUUCUGGCAGUCGGUGGGCAAGGAGAGGGCGGCUCCGAGGUCUUCCCCGGAGGAGGCGGACGAGGAGGCCAGCUCGCUAACGCGGCUGCCGAUUGAUGUACAGCUAUAUAUUUUGUCAUUUCUUUCACCUCAUGAUCUAUGUCAUUUGGGAAGUACAAGUCAUUAUUGGAAUGAAACCGUACGAGAUGCAAUUCUGUGGAGAUAUUUUCUGUUGCGGGAUCUUCCUUCUUGGUCUUCAGUUGACUGGAAGUCUCUUCCAGAUCUAGAAAUCUUAAAAAAGCCUAUAUCUGAGGUCACUGAUGGUGCAUUUUUUGACUACAUGGCAGUCUAUAAAAUGUGCUGUCCAUAUACAAGAAGAGCCUCAAAAUCUAGCCGUCCUAUGUAUGGAGCUGUCACCUCAUUUUUACACUCAUUGAUCAUUCAGAAUGAACCACGAUUUGCCAUGUUUGGACCAGGUUUGGAAGAACUAAAUACAUCUUUGGUGUUGAGCUUGAUGUCUUCCGAGGAGCUUUGCCCAACAGCUGGUUUGCCUCAGAGGCAGAUUGAUGGUAUUGGAUCAGGAGUCAGUUUUCAGUUGAGCAACCAACAUAAAUUCAACAUCCUAAUAUUAUAUUCAACUACAAGAAAGGAAAGAGAUAGAGCAAGAGAAGAACAUACAAGUGCAGUUAACAAGAUGUUCAGUAUACAGAAUGAAGGGGAUGAUCAACAGGGAAGCCGGUACAGUGUAAUUCCACAAAUUCAGAAGGUGUGUGAAGUUGUUGAUGGGUUCAUCUAUGUUGCAAAUGCUGAAGCUCAUAAAAGGGACAUGGGUUCGAGCCAUGGGCUGGGAAGAUACCACAUGCCAUGGAGCAACUGAGCCCGUGUGCCACAACUACUGAGGCUGCGCUCUAGAGCUCACGAGCCACAACUACUGAGCCCAUGUGCCACAACUACUGAAGUCCACGUGCCUAGAGCCCAUGCUCUGCAACAAGAGAAGCCACCACAAUGAGAAGCCUGCACACCGCAACGAAGAGUAGCCCCCGCUCGCCACAACUAGGGAAAGCCUGCACGCAGCAACGAAGACCCAAAUGCAGUCAAAUAAAUAAAUAAAGUAAAAACUAAACAAAGAAGUAGACUGUUGUAAGUUUAAAAUAUACAUUGUAAAUCCUUGAGCAACCACUAAAAAGAAGUGUAACAGAGGUAUAGUUAAAUAAGCCAGUAGUGAAGAUAAAAUGGAAUCAUUAAAAAAGUCAGUUCAAAAGAAGGCAGGAAAAGGAACAAAGAAUAGAUGGAACAAGUCAAAAUUCAAUAGGUAUAUGAUAGAUUUAAAUGUACUGUGUUGAUAAUUACAUUAAAUGUUUAUUUGUUUUCUAUUAAUAUGUAACAAAUUACUGCCAACCUAGUGGCUUAAAACAACAUCUGUUUAUUAGCUCAGAGUUCUCUAUGUCUGAAGUCUUGAGCACGGCAUGGCUGGGUUCUCAGCCUAGGUCUCAGAGGCUGAAAUUAGGGUGUCAGAUGGGUUACAUCCCUUUCUGGAGGCUCUAGGGAAAAAUCUGCUUUCUAGCUCACUCAGUUAUUGGCUGAAUUCAGCUCCUUACUGUUGUAUGGCUGAGAUCCCUGUUUCCUUGCUGGCUGUCAGCUUGGGGCAGCUCUCAGCUUCACAGGCCAUUGUCAUUCCUUGUCAUGUGACUCCCUCUGUCUUCAAAUCCAGCAAUGGAGAGUCUCUCUCACUAGGUAGAAUCUCAUCUGUUUUAAGGGAUCACCUGAUUAGGUUAGGCUCACUGAGUUUAAUCUCCCUUUCUUGAAGUCAGCUGUGUCUUAUAGUAUAGCCUAAUCAUGUCAGUGAUAAUCCCACUGUAUUAACAGAUUCCUCCCACACUCAGAGGAGAAGGGAUUAUACUGGGGUAUGAGUCAUUGGGGUCAUUUUAGAAUUCUGCCUACCACAAAAUGUCAGUGAUUUACACUCCAAUGAAAGGCAGAGAUUUUCAGUUUGGAUAAAAAAGCUAGACUCAAUUAUAUGUUUAAAUUUUGGAAACUAUGGCCUUUGAAAGAAAGGGUAGUGACAGCUACAGAAUUUGUGAGAGGAAAAUAUCUAUAUCAAAGUAUUUUUGCUUUUAAACCAUAGAGACAUCUGAGUGGUACUGUUUUUGUUCUCUCUGAUUUCACCUAAAUUCUUGUCCUUGCAAGGCUGAUUAAUGUAGUUUUACGAAAGAUCAGUAAAUGAACACAGCAAUAGAGGCAGUUUGUUAUGUUUGGAUCCUGGUAAUUUUUUGCUUCCCUUGUUUUGUUAGUUUUUAAUUUUGUUUUAUUAUUUUUUAAGUCAUUACAAGUAAUGCAAAUUAAGGGUUUUGACUACAUU
Molecule: messenger RNA, 2458 nt
Organism: Orcinus orca (killer whale)
Lineage: Eukaryota; Metazoa; Chordata; Mammalia; Artiodactyla; Delphinidae
Gene: FBXO4
Product: F-box protein 4
Exons: 6
Coding region: 23-976 (317 amino acids)
Biological process (GO): SCF-dependent proteasomal ubiquitin-dependent protein catabolic process; protein polyubiquitination
Cellular component (GO): SCF ubiquitin ligase complex
Molecular function (GO): protein binding
Source: RefSeq, a predicted model, not a curated record